This is a messenger RNA of Paraglomus brasilianum, 501 nucleotides long. The record is from the annotation of a GenBank genome assembly. Lineage: Eukaryota; Fungi; Glomeromycota; Glomeromycetes; Paraglomerales; Paraglomeraceae.
AUGACAAGCAACAGUCCCAACAAUCAUCGAGCCGAUAAUGUUCCUCGUUUAGAUGAAUUUUGUGAACGUGCUGUAAAAGAUGUAUUGAGCUUGUACUGUCUCGAGUUAUCUGAUGAUAAAUUCGCUCAUUUUGCUCAGGAUGUUCUCUUUGAAGACCAGUUCGUGUACGUGCAGGGUAUAAACAAGAUGAAGGCCAUGUGGUACGCCUUAAGUAAACCUGUCUCGAAAGCUUGUAUGGAGUCGUACAAGAUUAUUUACAAUGAUGAUGAUAUCGUUCGGAUUGACCUUAAUGUUCGAAACACAAUCCGCUGCUUGAAUUUCGAGGUUAAGUACCACAGUGUCUGUGAACUAGAGUUUAAAGAAGAUAAAGUGGUGAAAAUGGUGGACAAUUUUUAUGGAUACGGAAUUAAAAACGAUGGAUUGGGAUCUGGUGUUUAUAGGCUCUUACGAAAGGCGAACGGCACGGCGUUGUCUACAAUUAUUUCUGUUACUGGCAAUUAA